Molecule: messenger RNA, 2185 nt
Organism: Suillus subaureus
Lineage: Eukaryota; Fungi; Basidiomycota; Agaricomycetes; Boletales; Suillaceae
Product: Ku DNA-binding complex, Ku70 subunit
Exons: 19
Coding region: 88-2031 (647 amino acids)
Biological process (GO): telomere maintenance; double-strand break repair via nonhomologous end joining; cellular response to gamma radiation
Cellular component (GO): Ku70:Ku80 complex; nucleus
Molecular function (GO): damaged DNA binding; DNA helicase activity; double-stranded DNA binding
Source: RefSeq, a predicted model, not a curated record
CCUGACGGUUGACCCCAACCACAUUGACUCGGACCUGCAACCUGCAUAAAAGCGCUUUCUACGGAAGCCAACCCUGUCCACCUUCUGAUGCCUCCAUUCGACGACUGGAACACCAUUGACGAAGAAGAAGAAGAAGAGCUACAGGACGCUGCAUUUUUCGAGGGGAAGCGUGAUGUUAUCCUUUUUUGCAUUGAUUGCUCAGAAUCCAUGCAUGAACUUCGAGAUGACCCUAAUUACGAAGAUGUCAAAACAUCUCACCUAUUUACUGCCCUUGAGGCAGCCAUGCAGAUUCAGAAAAAGAAAGUCGUAGUAGGCCCAAAUGAUUCUGUUGGCAUCGUGCUAUUCAAUACAGCUCGCUCUUCUGAGGCAAAAAAUCACGCUACAGAAAUCAAGAAGAACUCCUUCGUUUAUCAGCCUAUUACGCUCAUAAGUGCCCCAGCCAUUCAAGAACUGAUUCAACUGUUGGAUGCUGCUCGAGAAGAUCCAGAUCUACUCAAAUUCACGUUUCCUCCAAUUACAGGAAAGAAAAUGCCCAUGGGUGAUGUAUUCACGAGCUGCAACUGGGUUUUACGUGACGGAGCACCGAAGACAGCUUCAAAACGCGUUUUUUUGAUCACAGAUGAUGACAAUCCACACCCAGGAAGCAAGCAGCUUGUCACCUCUGCUCGGACCACCCUUCUAGAUUUGACACAAUCAGGGGUUCAAAUCGAACCGUUCUUCAUCGCCACUCCUGAGAAGCCAUUCGAGCCAACCAAAUUUUACUCGUCCGUUUUAUUGCCAAACGUAUUGAAUGACGAAGACGAAGAUACUGGUGUUCUUCCUGAAUCCAUAUCCAUUACGCGUAUCGAUGAUCUUCUGUCUCAAAUGCAUUUUCAUGAGGUGCCGAAACAUGCCAUCUUCAGCAUUCCUUUCCAACUAGCAGACGGAUUUGUGAUCAGCAUCAAGGGUUACGGGCUGGUUACAGAACAGAAGAAAGGAACUUACAAGUACUUCGUUGAUCUCGGCGAUCGCAUGGAAGUAGCCAACAGCCGUACGGUGUACGUUGACGAGGAUCAACAAGCGGAAGUGGACAAAACCGAGAUGGUCUAUGGGAUGAGUCUUGGUGCCGCCCCUGUUGAAGGUGUCAGCGACGACGAAGACGAAGGAGCUGAUACUGAUUGUCGAGCUGUUCCAUUGGGGAAAAGACCCUUUUAUACUGCAGAUGAGAUCAGGUCUUUCCGCACCCUGGACCUUGAACCGAGCAUCAAGUUACUUGGUUUCAAGAAUCGUACAGAACUAGCUUUCGAGGACAGUAUCAAACACUCUGUAUUUAUCUAUCCCAACGAACUAAAAUACUCAGGAAGCAAGCGCACAUUCGCCGCUCUCCUGAAGAAAAUGAUAGAGAAGAAGAAGAUUGGUCUCGUCCUGGCACUCACAAGACGUAACGCUGCUCCCGUUUUCUGUGCAAUGCUUCCGCAAGCGGAAAGUGGCGAAGAGGGGGGAUGGAACGAGCCUGCAGGGUUUCAUCUUAUCCCUUUGCCGUUUGCCGACGAUAUUAGAGCAGCACCGCUGGAGGAAGCGUUCCGAGCGCCGGAUGAGCUUAAGGAUGCCGCAAGGGUCUGGAUUGACAAGCUCUGUGUUAAGGACGGAGCAUAUCCACCGGAUUCCUAUCCUAAUCCCGCCCUUGCAUAUCACAAUGCACAGCUGCAAGCAAGUGCCUUCCGUGAAGAGUUUGAUCCGGAAGCCUUCGAGGAUCUUACGCGUCCAAAAUAUGAUAUGAUUCACAAGCGCGCUGGGAAUCUUAUGAAGGAGUGGAAAAGGGCUCUUCUGACCGACGAAUCCGCGAACGUCGUGCCCGUGACCACAGGGUCCAAAAGGAAGGCUGACGUGUCAGUUGACGAGGCGGAAAUCCGCAGUAAACACGAGGUUGGUGCCUUGGCCAAGCUCCGUGUGGAUCAACUUAAGGACUUUCUCAAGAGCAAGAGCCAGCCGGUGUCAGGAAAAAAGGCUGAGCUAAUUGAUCGCAUUGGCGAUUGGCUGGAUGCUCACUGAGCGAUCGCGUAAGGAAGCCGGAUUUCUUUCUUAUUUACGGUUGUGCAUCACGUGUUGAUUGCAGCUUCCUAAGAAAUUACUGUCCAAUACCUAUAUUCUUGUACUUGUACUCAACUACAUAAUAUCCUUGUAUACAUGCAUGAUGCGACUUGAU